CCACACACACACACACACACACAUUCAUGACCGCACACACGGCAGACAAGACAGUCACGCUUUCCAUCGGCUCUCAACGCCACACGAAAUGUCACUCAAGGGAAAAGUCGCUGUGGUGACCGGAGCUGCAGCGGGAAUUGGUAAAGCCUUCUGCGAGAUUCUCUUCAGGAACGGAGCAAAGGUUGUUCUGCUGGAUGUGAACCCAGAAGCGGGAAAGAGCGUGAUGGAAGCUCUCAACAAGGAGGACGGCCAAGAUCGAGCUCUUUUCCUCAGCUGUGACGUCCGCUCUGAGGAGCAGCUGAAAGCUGCCUUCAAGAUGGCCGCUGAUACCUUUGGAGGAAUCGACAUCGUGUGCAACAAUGCCGGCGUCCUGGAUGAGAAGGAAUGGGAGCUAACGUUGGACAUCAACCUUGUGGGAGUCAUCAAGGGGACCUACGCCGCCAUGGAGCACAUGAGCAAGUUGAACGGCGGUCGAGGAGGGGUCAUCGUCAACACUGCGUCAAUUGCAGGUAUCAGGCCGCUCGUGUGCUGCCCGGUCUACAGCGCGUCCAAAAGCGCCGUGAUCCACUUUGCCAGAGCCAUGGCGGGGGCCUCCACUUUAGUGGGCUACGGCAUUCGCUUUAACGCCAUUUGCCCAGCUUUGGUUCAAACCGACCUGCUUGAUGGUUUAAACAGUAAACUGGGACAAUUCGCCGCACUGAAGCAGCCCACCCAACAAUUGAUAGAAAAGCAUGGCGUGUUAAGUCCGUCCGAUGUGGCAGAGUGUCUUUUGGAACUGGUGACAGAUGAGAGCAAGAAUGGAGAAGCCCUGAUGGUGACCUCCCAAGCAAAGACAUACACCCCAUUUACGUCCAUCCCUAUUAUCACUCUGGAUCUUUAAUAGUGCGUUCUCAGCUGAUUUGGCCUGUCUGCAAAUUGAAUGUAUCAUCGAUAUAUACUGCACUGUACAGAAUAUUGACAGGUGGCAUUCCAGUUGAAUGAAUGUUAAAUGCAAUAUUAAAACUUAAGGCUGAACUAAAGAAAACGCAUCAGGAGAUUUCAUUACUAUUACUGCAACUCAACUCGUGUGCAAGAAGGCUCCCUUUUAUAUGAUUUAAGGUGAAUCGUUAAAUUUUAAUCAGAUAUUUAGUCACUACUUCUGCACUAGGGGAAUUAUUCAUAAGCAAGGAAAGAAAAUGAUUUAGAUUAACUCAGAAGAAUUGUGAUGUAACCUUUGGUGCAAUGUUAGGUUAUGACUCCAUGUGCAAGGUACACAGAAAAUAUAUUUGCUUUGGCAUUCGAAUGAUA
Messenger RNA from Syngnathus typhle (broad-nosed pipefish), 1287 nucleotides. RefSeq names its product 15-hydroxyprostaglandin dehydrogenase [NAD(+)]-like. Gene Ontology annotation, molecular function: oxidoreductase activity, acting on the CH-OH group of donors, NAD or NADP as acceptor. The transcript has 7 exons. The coding region runs from base 89 to 880 and encodes 263 amino acids. The record is from RefSeq and is a predicted model, not a curated record. Gene Ontology annotation, cellular component: cytoplasm. NCBI's taxonomy places the organism in Eukaryota, Metazoa, Chordata, Actinopteri, Syngnathiformes, Syngnathidae.